ACCCGCGAGUCACUGGAAGCGCAAGAUGGCGACGGCGGCAGCAGCAUCGGCUUCGGAAGCGGAGGCUGAGCCCAAGGCCGGGCCCAAGGCCGAGGGGGAGGAGGCUGAAGCUAAGGAGGCUAGGACGAGGAGGAAGGUGUUAUCGCGGGCCGUGGCCGCCGCGACGUACAAGACCGUGGGGCCGGAGUGGGACCCGCAGGAGGAAGGCGUGAGUGAGAGCGAUGGAGAUGAGGAGUACGCCAUGGCUUCCUCGGCCGAGAGCUCCCCGGGGGAGUAUGAGUGGGAGUACGACGAAGAGGAGAAGAACCAGCUGGAGAUCGAGCGGCUGGAGGAGCAGCUGUCUAUCAACGUCUAUGACUACAACUGCCACGUGGACCUGAUCCGGCUGCUUCGGUUGGAAGGGGAGCUUACCAAAGUGAGGAUGGCCCGCCAGAAGAUGAGCGAGAUCUUUCCUUUGACCGAAGAGCUCUGGCUGGAGUGGCUGCAUGACGAGAUCAGCAUGGCCCUGGACGGCCUGGACAGAGAGCACGUGUAUGACCUCUUCGAGAAAGCAGUGAAGGAUUACAUCUGUCCUAACAUUUGGCUAGAGUACGGCCAGUACUCAGUCGGCGGGAUUGGUCAGAAAGGUGGCCUUGAGAAAGUCCGCUCUGUGUUUGAAAGGGCCCUCUCGUCCGUCGGGUUACACAUGACCAAGGGACUCGCCAUCUGGGAGGCUUAUCGGGAGUUUGAAAGUGCCAUCGUGGAAGCUGCGCGGCCCAUAGCUGGCUUCCUUUCCCCUUUUGACCGGGAACAAACCUUUGAUUCACAGCUGGAGAAAGUCCACAGUCUCUUCCGGCGACAGUUGGCGAUCCCACUCUACGAUAUGGAGGCAACGUUUGCAGAGUAUGAAGAAUGGUCAGAAGACCCCAUACCAGAGUCAGUAAUUCAGAACUAUAACAAAGCACUACAGCAGUUGGAGAAAUAUAAACCCUAUGAAGAAACACUGUUGCAAGCCGAAGCACCCAGGCUGGCUGAAUAUCAAGCAUACAUCGAUUUUGAGAUGAAAAUUGGAGACCCCGCCCGCAUUCAGCUGAUCUUUGAGCGCGCUCUGGUCGAGAACUGCCUUGUCCCAGACUUAUGGAUUCGUUACAGUCAGUACCUAGAUCGGCAGCUGAAAGUAAAGGAUUUGGUUUUAUCUGUACACAGUCGCGCUGUUAGAAACUGCCCGUGGACAGUUGCCCUGUGGAGUCGGUACCUCUUGGCCAUGGAAAGACAUGGAGUUGAUCAUCGAGUGAUUUCGGUGACCUUCGAGAAAGCUCUGAGUGCUGGCUUCAUCCAGGCCACCGAUUAUGUGGAGAUUUGGCAGGCGUACCUUGAUUACCUGAGGAGAAGGGUCGAUUUCAAACAAGACUCCAGUAAAGAGCUGGAGGAGCUGCGGUCUGCGUUCGCCCGCGCCUUGGAGUACCUGAAGCAGGAGGUGGAGGAGCGUUUCAGUGAGAGUGGAGAUCCAAGCUGCCUGAUCAUGCAGAACUGGGCUCGGAUUGAGGCUCGACUGUGCAAUAACAUGCAGAAAGCCCGGGAGCUCUGGGACAGCAUCAUGACCAAAGGGAACGCCAAGUAUGCCAACAUGUGGCUUGAGUAUUACAACCUGGAAAGGGCCCACGGUGACACUCAGCACUGCAGGAAGGCUCUGCACCGGGCCGUCCAGUGCACCAGCGACUACCCAGAACACGUCUGUGAGGUGUUGCUCACCAUGGAGAGGACAGAAGGUACUUUAGAAGAUUGGGAUAUAGCUGUUCAGAAAACCGAAACUCGACUGGCUCGCGUUAAUGAGCAGAGAAUUAAGGCUGCAGAGAAGGAAGCAGCCCUCGCCCAGCAAGAGGAAGAAAAGGUUGAACAACGGAAGAGGGCCCGGGCAGAGAAGAAAGCGUUGAAAAAGAAGAAGAAGACCAGAGGCUCGGACAAGAGCAAAGCUGAUGAGGAUGAUGAAAAAGAGUGGGGCGACGAUGAGGAAGAGCAGCCUUCCAAGCGCAGGAGGGUGGAGAACAGCGUUCCUCCCACUGGGGAAGCUGAGCUGGGCCCAGAAGCCGACCCGGGCCUCUCUGGGAGCAGCGCCCCUGCGGCCGCAGAGCCUCCCUCUGAGCAGAAGGAGCAGCGGGCGGCCGCCCGAAGGAGGGAUGUGCCCAGGGUGCUGCACGACAGCAGCAAGGACGGCGUCACCGUGUUCGUCAGCAACCUGCCCUAUGGCCUGCAGGAGCCUGCCGCCACGCUCCGGCCGCUCUUCGAGGCCUGCGGGGAUGUGGUCGAGGUCCGCCCCAUCUAUAGCAACCGUGGCGACUUCCGGGGCUACUGCUACGUCGAGUUUAAAGAGGAGGCGGUGGCCCUGCAGGCCCUGGAGCUGGAUCGGCAGACCGUUGAGGGGCGGCCAAUGUUUGUCUCCCCCUGUGUGGACAAGAGCAAAAACCCAGACUUCAAGGUGUUCAGGUACAGCACUGCCCUGGAGAAACACAAGCUGUUCGUCUCGGGCCUGCCAUUCUCUUGCACGAAAGAGGAACUAGAAGAGAUCUGCAAGGCCCACGGCACUGUGAAGGACAUCCGGCUGGUCACCAACCGGGCCGGCAAACCCAAGGGCCUGGCCUACGUGGAGUACGAAAACGAAUCCCAGGCGUCUCAGGCCGUCCUGAAGAUGGAUGGCAUGACUAUCAAAGAGAACGUCAUCAAAGUGGCUAUCAGCAACCCGCCUCAGAGGAAGGCUCCGGAGAAGCCAGAGGCAAGGAAAGCCCCAGGGGGCGCCAUGGUGCCGCGGCAGAUCUACGGAGCGCGGGGGAAGGGGAGGACCCAGCUCUCUCUGCUGCCCCGCGCCCUGCAACGCCCAAGCGCCACCGCAGCCCAGGCUGAAAACGGCCCUGCCCCACCGCCGGCGGCCACCGAGGUACCCAAGAUGUCCAAUGCCGACUUUGCCAAGUUGCUUCUGAGAAAGUGAGUGGGACUGUGCGAGAAGGGAAAUGCCUUACUUGAUGCUGGCCGGGAAGACGCCCGGUGCCCAGCUGUGCCCUGGCUGUGCAGGACCCAGUGCAGUGCCUGUGACCACACGCUUGCUCUGGUUUAGGUAGGACGGGAAAAGGGUGUCCAAGGAAAAAAGAGGCUUUAAGUGCUCCCUCAUAUUGAGGGCGAGAGGAUGAAAAUGGUCACUCCACAGGCUGGGCGCAGGGUGCAGUUUCCUAAGAUGUGUCUUAAAGAGUGAGAAACAGAUGUGAAACGCGAACACACCGUUUUGAGACCCCCCUUGUCCAAAUAUUUUUGGCCACCUCUGGUCCCCUUUUUAUAAGACACUUCUCUUACACCCUGCACAGUACAUGUGCCCGUCACUCUUUUAAUUUUUAAAAGACAGAAAGGCAGAUGUUAGUAAUUCACCAGAAUGGCCUAUUUUAGUAAAGGGGUGGGGCAAGGGGCAUCACAUAAAACAUCUGAUGGGCUUUUGUUCACGGGGGCGGUGCGUUUUUAUAUUACGUAUUUGUAAAUGACACGUCAACCCACUGUUUUGUUUCCUAAAAGCAAAAUACUUGUGACAUUUGUAUAGGAAUUCUGUGCGCCAUCUGCUAUGGACGUUUUUCUUUGCCUAGUGACUAGUGAACUGUGUCUUUGUCUAAAUACUGAGUUUCAGCCCUAUGGUUUUGUUUAAAUAGCAUUGUCAAGUGCAAACUUAAAUUCUCCCCAUUUAGCUUUGUUUAUUAAACUGAAGUUCUCUUAAAAACUUCUUGUCGAAAGGUA
Orcinus orca (killer whale) is the source of this 3750-nucleotide messenger RNA. It is a transcript of the gene SART3, whose product is annotated as spliceosome associated factor 3, U4/U6 recycling protein. The record is from RefSeq and is a predicted model, not a curated record. The transcript has 19 exons. Gene Ontology annotation, molecular function: RNA binding; protein binding. NCBI's taxonomy places the organism in Eukaryota, Metazoa, Chordata, Mammalia, Artiodactyla, Delphinidae. Gene Ontology annotation, biological process: RNA processing. Bases 26 to 2962 code for a protein of 978 amino acids.